AUGUCAGGCACAGUCACUGUUGACUUUGGUGCCUCGGACUCUCAUACUCGCACUUCUGACGACUUCGAGCAAGUGUCAUACCCGACUACACAUUGGCCUUCCCAACAACAUGAAGAGGGAUUACCACUCUAUGCAGAAGAAAAGGCACGUAGAAGGGGCCCACGAACCGCCGGCUCAGCACCUUUCUCGGUCGACGAGCGAGAUUUAUAUGAUGACGAAGGCAAAGACAUUUACAGCAAGUCUCGCGCGUUCAGAUCAUACAACCCUAACGGUCGACCACGCUAUCACGCACCACCCCCAACGUCAAUAAAAGAGUUCUUGCUACAAAACCUCGAGCACGUAAUACCAAUAAUUUACACCCUUCUAUCAUGCUGGACGCGAUAUCACAAGAUUGGGCAUUCAAAUACUGUUGUCUGGGACGAGGCUCACUUCGGUAUGUUGCUCUUUCUUCUAACAGGCAUAUCCAACCUCCGAAAUUUAGGCAAGUUCGGGUCCCAAUACAUCCGCCGAGAAUUCUAUUUCGACGUCCAUCCACCGUUGGGGAAAUUGAUUGUCGGUUUUGUGGGCCUACUUGCUGGAUAUGACGGCUCUUUCGAGUUCAAGAGUGGUAGUGAAUAUCCUGAAAACGUGCCUUAUGUUGCGAUGCGCGUGAUGCUAGCAACAUUCGGUGUCGGAAUGGUACCGCUGGGAUGGUACACAGCUGUAGAGUUAGGCAUGAGCCAGUGGGCGUGUCAUCUUGUUGCAUUGAUGGUCCUUCUGGAUGUUGGCUGGCUCUGCAUAUCCCGCUUCAUCCUCCUUGAUUCUAUGUUGUUGUUCUUCACCCUCCUUGCGGUUUUCUGUAUGACCAAGUUCCACAACCAACAAUACCAGCCAUUUUCCUUUGACUGGUGGGCAUGGUUAACGUUCACAGGCAUAUCUAUUGGUCUUGUUACAAGGCGGGUUUCGUCCACCAUCAAACUUAUCGGUCUAUUCGUCACUGCUCUCAUCGGUCUCUACACGAUUGAAGACUUGUGGGACAAGUUUGGCGACGUGAAAAUGCCUGUGAGAACCCAAUUGAAACACUGGGGCGCCAGGAUCGGCUGCCUAAUCGUCCUACCUAUAAUCGUUUUUAUGGCGUCCUUCAAGCUCCAUUUUAUAGUCCUCAACCGUUCAGGAUCCGGGGACGCACAAAUGAGUUCUCUGUUCCAAGCCAACCUUAUCGGCAAUGAUUUUGCAAGAAAUCCGUUGGAGAUCGCCAUCGGGUCGAAGGUCACCCUCAAGAACUAUGGCUAUGGUGGCGGCUUACUACACUCGCACGUUCAGACAUUCCCUGUCGGCUCCAACCAACAGCAAGUUACUUGCUACCACUACAAGGACGAAAAUAACGACUGGAAUAUCCUUCCUCGUUGGAAUGAGCCAGAAUACGACCCUACAGCUCCUAUUCGGUUUCUUAAACACGAUGACGUUAUUCGGCUGUCGCACGCACCUACAACUCGUAAUCUUCACUCUCAUACAAUCCCAGCACCCGUUACCAAGCUUCACCACGAAGUAUCCUGCUACGGCAACGCAACAGUCGGCGACUCCUAUGACUAUUGGAAAGUUGAAGUCGUAGAUGACAUUAAAAGAGGAAGCCGCGAGCAUGUGGACAAGAUUCAUUCUCUUACGACGCGCUUGAGAUUCAAACACCAGGUUCUUGGCUGUUAUCUACGGGCCGCCAAUGCCAUUCUACCUCAAUGGGGGUUCAAGCAAGUCGAGGUCACGUGCGUGCCGGAGAAUGACAAGUAUGAUCCUCAUACAUACUGGAACGUUGAGAGCCACUGGAACGAUCGCUUGCCUGCUGGAGAGACUAAAUAUUACAAGUCACCCUUCCUCCAUGACUUCUGGCAUCUCAAUGUCGCUAUGAUGACAUCGAAUAACGCCCUAGUUCCUGACCCGGACAAGGAAGACAUUCUCGCAUCCAAACCCUUCGACUGGCCCUUCAUACAUUUAGGACUGCGUAUGUGUGGGUGGGGCGACUCGCAAACGAAAUACUACCUUAUGGGCAACCCUCUCAUCUGGUGGGGAAGCACGUUGAGCUUGAUGCUUUCGCUGGUUGCUCUCGGAGUCUACCUACUGAGACAGCAAAGAAAAUAUGCUGACAUGGAUCCACAGGAAUGGGAUCACUUCUUGUACGUCGGCAAAGUCGCUUUCCUUGGAUGGGCACUACAUUAUAUUCCUUUCUUAAUCAUGGGCCGUGUAACCUAUCUCCACCACUAUCUGCCGACGCUCUAUUUCGCUGUCCUGAUGUUGGCUCACCUCCUCGAUCAUUUCAUUUUCUCGUCACGUCGGCUCAUUCCACGAACAAAAGUCAUCGCCUUCGGCAUAUGUGCAGGGUCCAUAAUUCUUACUUUCUGGUGGUUCAAAGGGGUUGCAUUUGGUAUUGACGGACCAAUUGCUGACCACAAGGGCCUGUUAUGGCGAGAGUCCUGGAAUAUAUAUACCCAACGCUAG
Molecule: messenger RNA, 2469 nt
Organism: Mycena indigotica
Lineage: Eukaryota; Fungi; Basidiomycota; Agaricomycetes; Agaricales; Mycenaceae
Product: Glycosyltransferase family 39 protein
Exons: 13
Coding region: 1-2469 (822 amino acids)
Biological process (GO): protein O-linked glycosylation via mannose
Cellular component (GO): membrane; endoplasmic reticulum
Molecular function (GO): dolichyl-phosphate-mannose-protein mannosyltransferase activity
Source: RefSeq, a predicted model, not a curated record